AUAUUCGUUACUUCACCAGCAGCUUUUUAUAUCCAAAAAAGUAGAUUUAAGUACGAGUAUAGCUUACUUAUAAAUUAAAAAAAAAAUGCUGUGUAAAUAAUAAAGGCGAAUCAACACAGGUAUAAGCAAUGAAUUUCUACAUGCCAGACGACAGUUUUACAUCUUAGUUCAAAUCUGAAAGAUAUACAAUAUAAAGAUAGCGGAAGAAUUUCAAAACGUGAUUUUUUAAGCAAACAUUCAGACUUAUUAGCGUUCGUAUAUAACGCCAUUAUAUUUAAAUAAGCACCUUCCUAGUUAUAUGACAUGAAUUAUAUGAACACGAGAUUGUAAACGAGUGCUCAGACUAAAAGUACAUCUUUUUAAGAAGCUAUAAUCGAGGUAAUCGAGGCUUCGAUACCAUGGCUAAAAUUUAAAAAAAAGCAUUCUAGAUAAACAGUAAGGAAAAAAUGCUGUUUAAAUAUGCAAAGCCUUAAAAUAAUAAAUGGAGUGAAUUUUAAUAUGCCAGCCAUCAGUAUUAUUUUUAUGUUAAGACCUGUAAGAUAUACAAGGAGAAUAUGGGAAUACGUUUUCAUUUAAAUUUACUAUGCGUUUUACUGCUAGUGGACUUCGGACAACCAAACAUAGAAAAUGAUGAUUAUGUGGAUCCGGAGGAGCCCCUUGAUGAUCACCUGACGCGGCCUAAUGUGGAGUACCCUGAAAGCGAUAAUGAAGUUAAUGAAUAUUACGAUGAUCACUAUGAAAACAAUGAUCAUAUUACAAUUGGCCCUACCGAUCAACCAGAUCCUGAAACCGAGGCAUCAUCUGAUAUUGAUCUAUCAUACGAUGAUCAUUUAACAACUGAAAUUGAAUUUCUUGGUGACAAUGUGGAUGACGAACUUGAUGAACAGCACUUUGAAGGAGUCCAACACAACGAUCAAGAAUAUUCUGACUUAGAUCUCGAUCAAAAUUUUAACGAAAUAGAAGAUCGAAUAGUGCGGUAUGCAAUGCAAAAGUGGCGUGAAGAAAUUUAAAUUACUUGCUUAUGUUUUGUAAAUAAAAUGAUUUUUUAGUUUUACUUUAAUGCUCUCUUUAGUUUUUAUUUAAU
Molecule: messenger RNA, 1084 nt
Organism: Drosophila suzukii
Lineage: Eukaryota; Metazoa; Arthropoda; Insecta; Diptera; Drosophilidae
Source: RefSeq, a predicted model, not a curated record